AUGUUACUAGAACAAGCAGUAAGUUAUGAUUCAAAAUUAGUUAAAUGAGGAGGAUGAGUAUAAAAGAUUGUAAAAACUUUCAUUAGGAAUCAAGGACAUGACUUUAAGAAUUUCUACUCUAUAAAGCUUUAAUGACAUCUCAUCAUUAAAAUUAUGUAAUAACUGAUAAUUCUAUUAAAGUAAUUUGUUCUUAUCCAUUUCAAUAAAGAAGUGUAGAGCUAAUAGUUUCAAUAUUAUUUGACAGAUUUAAAGAUAGAUAAUUUGUGAAUACAUUUCAUUAAGCUGCAUAAGAAGUUGCAUAAUUAUAAGAAUAACGAAUGGUACUAAGUUAGAGAUCUUUAUCUAAAAUUUCAUAUGUGUAAACAAUAUAUUUAAUAUUCAAGUUAUAAUUCAAUGACAGAUUUAAGGAAAGGCUCAUAGAAUGCAUUAUUUUCAAAGUCAGUAACUCGAAAACUCAUUGAAGCCAAAAAGUUUUGUGCCUAAUAUUUGAAAUAGAUUUUUUAAUUAGCAAACGAUUUGAAAAUGGAUAUAGAAAAAUUAGCGAGAAUUUUUUAAAUUUUUAUAAAAAGUACUUAAGACUAAGAAUUUCGAUUAAAGAUAAUAUCAAUUUUUGAUGAAUGUAAACAUGAUAUCUUUGGAAAUAGAGAAUGGGUAACAACUUAUUAUGAAGAAAUUGAUCAAUGUAUAAUCAUAAUAGAUCUAAAUUAGAUUUCUUAAAAAAUCAUAUUAAUGUACCAAAAAAUAUUACUAAUGAUAAUAUUUCAGAUAAAUUAACUAGAGUUAGUUUUAGAAUUAUUGAUGAUCAAAAUAGUUUUUAUAGUGAUGAAAGUUAAGAAGAAAAAAUAGAAGAAUAAAUUUAAAAAUGGUUAUGUGAUACAGAAACAUAUGAUAUUUAAGAAUUAAACGAUAUUUUAAAUCAAAGUGAAUAUCUAAAUGAUUUAAUCAAAUAUGUUACUCAACCACAAAAGUGUGACAUAAUAAAAUAUUGGGUAUUUUAUUUAUAUAAUAAUAUAUUGUAGGAUAAACAUUAAUUAUAAAAUACAUAAAUUAGAGAUAACACCUAUCAUAAAUAUAAUUAAAAAAACUUAAGUAUUUAACAAACUAUUAGAUCUUAUAAAGCUCUUUAAGUUUUAAUUAAAGAAGAAAAUGUUGCAUUUUUUAAUUAACAUAUACCUUAAAAUGUUAUUUAAAUAUGUAAUUAUUCAAAUAAUAUUAUUUAGUUAAUAGUAUUUAUGAUUUUAUUAAUGAUUACAAUAUUAAUGCUAAUCUUUAUCAUAUAGCAUAAUUGAUAGAUAAUAUUUUAUUGAGAGAACCUAAAUUAGGUGUAGUUUAAAUUAUUGAUUUAAAUCUAUUUUUUUCUUUAACCUAAUAUAUUUAUAAUCCAAUGAUAUCAUUAAUUUUAGAGAGUAAAAUAUAUAAUAAUUAAUUAGAUAUAAUAAAUAUUAAUAUUGAUAAAUAUUAAUUGGGUUCCUUUUUUUAAGAAUAACUUUGGAAAUACUUAUCUUAAACUAAUUGGUUCAAAUUUAUAUCUUAAUUAAUUUCAAAAGAGCAUUCUUAAUCAGGAAUUGAUUAAGGUUCUAAAAGUGAAGUGACCUUAACUAUCUUAUCAACUCUUAAGGCACUUACAUAAUAUGAUUCAAAGUAGCAUUAAGACCUCAGUGUGCAUUCUGAAGAAAAGGUUAAGCUAACUAAUCUUUUGGGAUCUUUACAAGCUGGAAAAACUCCAGAAAUAUAUUAUACAACAAAUCAAUAAAAUUGGCAAUUAAAUUUAGAUAUUAAAGAGAAUAUCAACAUAAAAUAAAUACUUGUAUAAGAUGUAGAUAAUUUAAAAUAAUUUAAUUAACAAAGAAAUAAUAAUUAAAUUGUUAAAUAAUAUUAUUAGGAUUUAAAAAAUUAUAAAUCAAGAAAAUCAGUAAUUAGUUUAAAUGAUUCUAAUAUCAAUUCAAUAGUAGGUAAUAGUUUUUAGGAAGAUAAAAAUAUUAUAUUUAAAUAAUCAAUAGAUUCAAAUACUUCAAUCAAUAAUUAUCAUCAAAAAAAUAAUAUGUUGACUAGUAUAAAAAGAAGUUAAGGCAAAAUUUUAGAGAAAUUUGGUUAAUCUAAUUCAUUUUAAUCAACUACAACUCAAUAAGUUGAAUCUCCUGGAUUAUAGAUAUUAACACAAAUAUAAAGAAUUGAUAUAAAUGAUGACUAAAAACCUAAGAUUUUAUGUUAUCAAAAAAAAUCACCAUUUUUAUAUAAUCAAAAUAAACUUAGAUUAAAAACUGAAGGAAAUUCUACAUUUGAAGGAUUUUCUAGUUCUAAACUAAGAACCAUUUAUCCAAGUUAUAAAACUUAAAUAAAAAAUACUGAAUAUGAAAAAUAAUUGGAAAAUCUAGAUUUUAAUUCUAAUUACUUCUUAGAUGGUAUUAGAUUAUUAUAAUAAUCCACAAAAAUAAUGAUAGAAUUUUUAAAACUUAAUAAAGAAAAAGUUAAAUAAACAUUAAACAGAUUAGAUAUUACUUCAAUUUGUAAAUCUUUUUUAAAUGAAGAAUUAUUCGAUAAAUAUUUCUAAUUUUAUUUAUUAAAUAUAUUAAAUAUCAAAAAUAAUGAAUUUAAUAUAUCUGAUGAAUGUGGUGUGUUUAUCAAUUUUAUAUUUGAAAAUGUAAUCGAAAUAAAAUAGUUAUUUGAAUGUUCAUAAAAUUUAUGCAAUAGUUUUAUGAAAUCAAUUGAAUAUCUUUGUAAGAUUAUAUUUGAAAUUCAUAAAAACCCUAAUGGUUUAGAUAUGACAACUCUUAGAUUUAAAAAAACUUUAUUAAUAACUACACUAAAUUAUGGAUUUUAAUUUAUUUAUCAAACAAAUUAAGAAUUGACAGAAAGAUACAUUUUAAAAUAUCUAAAUGAGAGUGUUCUUCAUAUUCUAAUAAUUUGGUUUUUUGAUAGCCAUGCCAAUAAUCUAUUCUAAAGGAAUUUCUACAUGUAAUAAUAUUAUAUUAUUUUUAGUUUCCUAAAUCUUAUACUUAACUAGGCUCCUUCUUCACUUAUUUCAACUAUAUUUUUUAAAAUAGGACUGAUUUCAUCCUUAUAAAAUGCCUAUUCAAAAUUAUUUAUUAAUGGAAUUAAAAAUAAUACAAACUAUGAAGAUUUGUUUUACUACAUUUAAUUGAUUACAUAGAUGAUUUUAUGCGUAAAGAAAUAAUUGAUAUUUUUUAGGUUAUAAGAAGAAGAUAAUUGACAAGUUUAGAAAAGAAUUUGGAAUCUAUGGAAUCAUGGAAUAUAUUAACAAAUGGAAAAUCCUAUGUAGAAUUAUUGUCAUUAAUGAAAAAUAACUUUUAAUUCCCUUUUUAGGAAAAAUAAAUUAUAUAGGAAAGAAAUUCAAAUGGAUAAAAUGUCCAGAAAUUAAUGGAAAAUAAAUUGAAGGAAAAGAGAGGUAGUGAAAUUAUGGGAUAAAGGUAUAAGCAUUUAUUUAUAAAAGAAAAUCAAUAAUUAUGACUAAACUUUUACCAUUAAGUCCUGGAUUACCUAAUAAAUUGAAUUAAUAAAGUUUAAAAACUUGA
Messenger RNA from Paramecium pentaurelia, 3533 nucleotides. The record is from the annotation of a GenBank genome assembly. Lineage: Eukaryota; Ciliophora; Oligohymenophorea; Peniculida; Parameciidae.